AUGAAGCACCUGUGGCAAGCGAUGACGAAGGCGGCAGCGGUCAGUCCAAUAACCUCGUAUGAUGGUGCUGAAGAAGUGAUGCAUGUAGGACUGCAAGCGCACUGCUCUCAACAGUCAAGUCUGUCGUUGGUGGUGGGCACUCUGGUCUUCCUUCCCUCUUCUCUGAGGCGCCUGUCGCUGUCGCCCCAGCUCAAGCCCACCGACGACGCUCUGGCUAGCCUAUGCGCGCGCAACCUGAGCUUCCUCGAAGAGCUCACCAUCAUGGACGCCUCGCUUAUCACCGAUCGAGGCCUGCAGCGUCUCUCUACCUCGGCCUCGCUGACGUCGUCCUUGCGAACUCUUCGUCUGUGCUGUGCCAGAGGCAUAACGAAUGAGGCAGCAUCGCACAUCGCUCGCUUCGCCAACCUCACGACGCUCAGUCUCGCGUGCUGCCCCCUCUCUGCUGCGGGCAUCAGGGCCUUCGCCUCUCUGCGCUGUCUGAGGAAGCUCAACCUCGCAUACAGCAAGGACGUCACCGAUCGCGCUCUCAAGUCGCUUCCCCGCUCGCUUCGCUCGCUCAACCUCACGGCAACGAAGAUCACCGAUCGGGGGCUGCAGUACCUAUCCAUGGUGCCCUCUUCGACGGCGUGCCCUUCGCCUCCGCCUCUACUCUCGCCUUCGCUUUCCUUCUCGUCGGCGCUUCGCUUCUACCAUCAGCUUUCCGCCACGGCCAUCAACGGCAACACGGCCACCGCGCAGCAAGGAGACAGAGCGACGUCACGCCCCGCCAAUCGUUCGGCCAACUUCUACUCCUCGCACAUGAUCCAGAGCACUACGCCACAACUGCCUCACCUCGUCAAGAUCAAGCUCAACGAGUGCUUCAUCACCGACGAGGGCAUCAAGUUCUUGCUGCCCUACCUCCGCUCUCUCACCACUCUCAAGCUCUCGUCGACCUUCAUCACCAGCGCGUCUGGUCAAGCUCUCAGCUCCUUCCGAUCUCUGGUUACUCUCGAGGUCAACGGCUGCCACGAACAGUACUGGCCGACGUCGUCGAGGAGCACGCCGGCAGUCAACUGA
Acanthamoeba castellanii str. Neff is the source of this 1056-nucleotide messenger RNA. RefSeq names its product leucine rich repeat domain containing protein. The record is from RefSeq and is a predicted model, not a curated record. Gene Ontology annotation, biological process: SCF-dependent proteasomal ubiquitin-dependent protein catabolic process. Gene Ontology annotation, molecular function: protein binding. The coding region runs from base 1 to 1056 and encodes 351 amino acids. Lineage: Eukaryota; Discosea; Longamoebia; Acanthamoebidae. Gene Ontology annotation, cellular component: SCF ubiquitin ligase complex. The transcript has 2 exons.